This is a messenger RNA of Piliocolobus tephrosceles (Ugandan red Colobus), 820 nucleotides long. RefSeq names its product HLA class II histocompatibility antigen, DRB1-9 beta chain. The record is from RefSeq and is a predicted model, not a curated record. Lineage: Eukaryota; Metazoa; Chordata; Mammalia; Primates; Cercopithecidae. The transcript has 4 exons. The annotation marks the transcript as partial.
ACCUUUUUUCUCCUAGUCCAACCUAAGGUGACUGUGUAUCCUGCAAAGACCCAGUCCCUGCAGCACCACAACCUCCUGGUCUGCUCUGUGAGUGGUUUCUAUCCAGGCAGCAUUGAAGUCAGGUGGUUCCGGAACGGCCAGGAAGAGAAGGCUGGGGUGGUGUCCACAGGCCUGAUCCAGAAUGGAGACUGGACCUUCCAGACCCUGGUGAUGCUGGAAACAGUUCCUCAGAGUGGAGAGGUUUACACCUGCCAAGUGGAGCACCCAAGUGUGAUGAGCCCUCUCACAGUGGAAUGGAGAGCUCAAUCUGAAUCUGCACAGAGCAAGAUGCUGAGUGGAGUCGGGGGCUUUGUGCUGGGCCUGCUCUUCCUUGGGGCCGGGCUGUUCAUCUACUUCAGGAAUCAGAAAGGACACUCUGGACUUCAGCCAACAGGACUCCUAAGCUGAAGUGCAGAUGACCACAUUCAGGGAAGAACCUUUUACCCCAGCUUUGCAGAAUGAAAAGCCUGGCUGUUAUUCUUCCACAAAAGAGGGCUUUCUCAUGACCCGGUUGCUACUGGUUCAGCAACCAGAAAACGUCCUCUCUUGCGGCUUCCUCAACUCCUGCCCUUGGCCUGAAGUCCCAGCAUUGAUGGCAGCACCUCAUCUUCAACUUUUGUGCUCCGCUUUACCUAACCCUACGGCCUCCCGUGCAUCUGUAUUCCAAACCCUGUGUGCCACAAACACAUUACAUUAUUAAAUGUUUCUCAAAGAUGGAGUUAAAUAUCAUCUGGUCCAUUUGGCUCCAGAGACAAAAAAUGAAAAGGAAAAGAGAAGAUUA